Messenger RNA from Coregonus clupeaformis (lake whitefish), 1856 nucleotides. RefSeq names its product methylthioribose-1-phosphate isomerase 1 (gene mri1). Gene Ontology annotation, molecular function: S-methyl-5-thioribose-1-phosphate isomerase activity. The transcript has 6 exons. The record is from RefSeq and is a predicted model, not a curated record. The coding region runs from base 216 to 1277 and encodes 353 amino acids. NCBI's taxonomy places the organism in Eukaryota, Metazoa, Chordata, Actinopteri, Salmoniformes, Salmonidae.
ACAGAGCUCCGAAAGGCAGGGUCGGUUUCCUGCCGGGGUAAGCACGUGGUUCCGUAUGUGUGUCAGUCGGAGGUUUUCUGAGCUCCCCCUCUCUCUUUCCCACAGCCAGCUAACAUUCAUUUUCCAGCACUUUUAUCCUCUACCAACCCACAACGAUUCGAAACGGCAACCGGGAGUAGUGUGUUGUGCCAUCCGAUCCAUCUCGUUCGCGGGUCAUGACGCUCGAGGCGAUCCGUUACCGGGCCGGAUCUCUGCAGAUUCUUAACCAGCUGCUCCUACCGCAUGAGACUGUGUUCGACGAGGUCCGCACGGUGCAGGACGGCUAUGAAGCGAUCAAGUCCAUGAAGGUGCGGGGGGCUCCUGCAAUUGCCAUCGUAGGUUGUCUGAGCCUGGCAGUGGAGCUGCGCGCGGGCGCCGGGGGCAACGACCCCGUGACCUUCAUCAGGGAAUCUCUGUGUCACCUGACCUCUGCAAGACCCACGGCCGUCAACAUGGGCCGGGCUGCCCGAGAGCUGAUGGAGUUUGCCGAGAACGAGAGCAUGGAGAAAAACCCAGAACAACUCACAGAGAGUGUGAUUGGCUGGAUCGAGGAGAUGCUGGAGCGUGAUGUCAAUGACAACAAGAAGAUCGGUAACUACGGAGCUCAACACAUCCUGUCUGGUGUUCCCCGAGACUCUGUCACCAUCCUAACACACUGCAACACCGGCUCACUGGCCACUGCAGGAUACGGCACCGCCCUGGGUGUGGUGCGUUCCCUCCAUACUCUAGGUAGACUGAAGCGUAUGUAUUGUACAGAGACCAGGCCCUAUAACCAAGGGGCCAGACUGACAGCCUAUGAGGCUGUGGCUGAAGGGUUCCCUGCUACUCUCAUCACAGACAGCAUGGCUGCACUCACCAUGAGAGAGAAGAGCAUCACAGCUGUGGUCGUCGGGGCCGACAGGGUGGUUGCUAACGGCGACACGGCCAACAAAAUCGGCACGUACCAGCUGGCCAUUGCCGCAAAGCACCAUGGGAUCCCGUUCUACGUGGCGGCGCCCAGCACGUCAUGUGACCUGAGUCUGGAGAGCGGCCGGCACAUUGUCAUCGAGGAGCGCCCCGCCGAGGAACUCACCAGCAUCAACGGAGUACCCAUUGCUGCCCCGGGUAUUGAUGUGUGGAACCCGGCGUUUGACGUGACCCCCCACCAGCUGAUAACGGGGGGCAUCAUCACAGAGCUGGGGGUGUUUCUGCCCUCGGAGCUGCAGGCAGCACUCACCGGCCGUCUCACUGCCCUGUAGACGGCGCUAUCACCACCCGCUGGCCGCCGAGCGCUACUGCACCUUAUUAUUCCUGCUCUCACUCUCUCAUAUGACUUAUACGUCCUCACACACACAGAUGAGGUGGAAGUCAGUUUUGUUACAUUCACAUACACACACACACACAGUCAGUGUUACACAAACAUACACACUCACGCGUUUUACGGUCUCACACACACAUUAUGCAGUAACUCAGACACAUGCACACCUACAAUCCCCGACUCCUGUCCCUCCCUCUCUCUCUCCUCUCUCUGGUCUCUCCUGUGUUCAUCUCUUGUCCAGUGAUCUAUAUCCCUGUCGCUGUGUGAAGCUCUUGCGCUCCUUCUCUCUCUCCCUCCUACAAAAUGGCUUCCGCAGUGACAAUCAAGGCUCAGCUUGACUCCGCCUUUAAGUCAGACCAGUAACAGUGAUUGGUUAAUAAGUAGCGUGACUAAAAUUCUGGUCUCUGUUUGAAAAACUAAACCUGUUCAACCAGGAAGAGACCAUUAGCCUGUGUUUUCUUUCCCUUACAGGGUUCUUACUAGUGAACCCAUUUGUCUAUUAAAAGCUUUUUGAACACUU